This is a messenger RNA of Trichoderma virens Gv29-8, 918 nucleotides long. RefSeq lists its product as uncharacterized. The transcript is spliced from 5 exons. The coding region runs from base 1 to 918 and encodes 305 amino acids. Lineage: Eukaryota; Fungi; Ascomycota; Sordariomycetes; Hypocreales; Hypocreaceae. Gene Ontology annotation, molecular function: hydrolase activity. The record is from RefSeq and is a predicted model, not a curated record.
AUGUCCAUGACAGUGGAAGAUUUGAUGCAGCAAUGCUUCACAGUUCGUACGGCCGACCAAUAUGAUAAAUUUGUUCAGGAGCAUGGUAUCCCGCCUGUGCGACAAGAAAUCACAGGAGGUGGCUCGGCAUUGUGGUUUGGCUCGCCUUCAGCCAAGAGAGUGAUAGGACACAUGCAUGGUGGUGGGCUAGUCAUGCAUGCGUCUACUUUUCAUUUUGGCCUGGCCUACGAAAUGUAUAAAACAGCGACUGCCGGCGGGGAUGAUGUUGCGUUGGCUGUGCUUGCUUAUGAUAUCUGCCCGAAUGCACCCUAUCCAACUCAGUUACGCCAACUGAUCGCAUUCGUCACUCAUCUUAUGCAUGGGCGAGACACGAAAGAUAUCGACCUGUACGGAGACAGUGCCGGGGGAAUGCUUAUUCUCUCUCUCCUCCUCCAUGUUAUGCAUCCGCACCCCAAAAUUCUUCCACUCUCCAUCCCUUCUGGCCAUCGUCUUGGAAAAAUCUUGAUGAUAUCUCCUACCACGCCGAUGGUUACGCCAGCGAUGGCUACGAGCAAAAACAUUGGCCGCGAUUUGGUUGGCGUGGAUGAAGUGGCCCAAAUGUGGAACGUUAUCCAGAGUAAUCAUGACCCUGACGUUGAGCUCAUCAACCCAUGGUUCGCUCCACUGUCCGUGAUGCGUGAGGACUGGUAUGAAACACUGCCAGCUGGGGGGAUUACAGUUGUCUCGGGUGGAUUGGAGAUCUUCGAAGAAGAUAUCGCCAAACUCGCUCAAAUAAUAAAGAAUAAGCAUCAAGGCCGCGUCGACAUUCAUGUGGAUCAAACUGUCGGUCACAUUGCCUUUCUCAAGGAGGGCUUAAUGGGCAUAAGAGCGUCAGAGUACACGAGACAUGUGAUAGAAUGGGCCAAAUUACGAGAAUAG